CUACACUCCAAAAACCCAAUCAGACAAGUGGCCGUAAUCUGACUCCUAGCACACUGGGAGCUGCGGGGCAGGCAAUGAGAGCUGCACUCUGGCCAAGGAAGGCAUGAGUGACAGACCCGCAGCAAGGCGGUGGGGUAAGUGUGGACCUUUGUGUAGAAGAGAGAACAUCAUGGUGGCUUUCAAAGGGGUGUGGACUCAAGCUUUCUGGAAAGCAGUCACAGCAGAAUUUCUGGCCAUGCUUAUUUUUGUCCUGCUCAGCCUGGGAUCCACCAUCAACUGGGGCGGAGCCGAAAAGCCCUUACCUGUGGACAUGGUUCUCAUCUCCCUUUGCUUUGGACUCAGCAUUGCCACCAUGGUGCAGUGCUUUGGCCACAUCAGCGGUGGCCACAUCAACCCUGCUGUGACUGUGGCCAUGGUGUGCACCAGGAAGAUCACUAUCGCCAAGUCUGUCUUCUACAUUGCAGCCCAGUGCCUGGGGGCCAUCAUUGGAGCGGGGAUUCUCUACCUGGUCACACCUCCCAGUGUGGUAGGAGGCCUGGGAGUCACCACGGUUCAUGGAAAUCUUACUGCUGGUCACGGUCUCCUGGUGGAGUUGAUAAUCACAUUUCAGCUGGUGUUUACUAUUUUUGCCAGCUGUGAUUCCAAACGGACUGAUGUCACUGGUUCAAUAGCUCUAGCAAUUGGAUUUUCUGUUGCAAUUGGACAUUUAUUUGCAAUCAAUUACACUGGUGCCAGCAUGAAUCCAGCCCGAUCCUUUGGACCUGCGGUUAUCAUGGGAAAUUGGGAAAACCACUGGAUAUAUUGGGUCGGACCAAUAAUAGGAGCUGUCCUCGCUGGUGGCCUUUAUGAAUAUGUCUUCUGUCCGGAUGUUGAACUCAAACGUCGUUUUAAGGAAGCCUUCAGCAAAGCUGCCCAGCAAACGAAAGGAAGCUAUAUGGAGGUGGAGGACAACAGGAGUCAGGUGGAAACUGAGGACUUGAUCCUGAAGCCUGGAGUGGUGCAUGUGAUUGACAUUGACCGGGGAGAGGAGAAGAAAGGGAAAGACCCAUCUGGAGAGGUAUUGUCUUCGGUAUGACUAGAAGAUAGCACUGAAGGCAGAAGAGACCCCUUAGAACGGUCCUCAGAUUUCCUUCCACCCAUUAAGGAGACAGAUUUGUUAUAAAUUAGACAUGUGCAGAUUUGUCAUUUCAUGUCAUAUUACUCAGUCUAAAUCAUAAAUAUUUCAUUAUUUACCAAGGAGGAAAGGAAGAAACCUAUUGUAAAUUUCACAAAAAGAAGUCUUUUGAACUCUAUAUCUAGUUUACCUUUUAUGGACUGUGUAUCUAGUUAUCUUUCAUUAAUAAUCAAUUUAAAAUGUAUGUCAAGAUUGGGCUAAGUCUUACCUUACAAAAUAUAUAGACACAUCCAUCAAAUUAUUCCUCCUCUACCAGAAACUUGGUAUUGUCAAUUCUCAGUGAAUAUUUUAUUUCAUGAAAUUGAGCUGAAUAAUGACGAAAUGCAGAAUGUCACAGGGUUAUGCACACUUGAGAUAAAUUUCAUCAAGUUCUUUUAUGGGCAAUCCCUUAUUUAUAAACUACCUCUGCAAAAGAAUAUUAUCAAGAAUCAUCGUUAAUUGUUUCCAUUUAGAUUGCAAAUACCAACUUUCAAACCCAAUUCCAAAUCAUUACAAUCCUUCCUCUUCCUCACCAUCCAAGAUAAUGUGGAACUAAAGUCCAGAAAUUGGAAAAGAAAAUUCUGAAAUCCUACGUAUUUAUUAGUUUCACCUAAUAAAAACAUCCCAACCGUAAGAGACACCUAUUUGGAUUCAGGACAAGCAGAUUCAUGAACUCUUAAUGGGGGUGGGGAAAAGUUGCCAUCAUGCAAAAAUCACAAGGCAAAAGGAAAUCUGGUAUCAAAUGGUCGCUCUGUUUUCAGUGCACGUCCUCAAAUGCACCACACAAGUUUAACAAACUAAACUUUAAAACGCUGAACCACUUUGCUUAUUGUUUUUAGUUUAUUGGUAAAAAUGGGGAUUUUGCUUGUAACUUCGGUUAUCUAUAUGUAAACAUUAGCCAAGACAGAGUUUUUACAACAAGAACUUAACUAGUUGAAGCCUGCUAUUUUACUGGUUAUGAGUCCUGCUCAUUCUAGAAGGUGUAAAUUGGUUCUGCCCAGAUCCAACUCUGUUGUUCUCUCACUUCUUGUGACAUUUGUUGAUGAUUUUUACUGCAAGUGUAAUGAUAUUUGAGUGAAUUAAAAUGUAUGACAGACAAGGCAAGGCAUGGUGGCCGAACAGGAAAGUGAGGACAUUUAAACACUCAGUUUUCAAAGCUAUUUGACAAACCUUUCAUUUGUUGAGAUUUUGUAAGAUGUCUUUAAAGUAUUUUUGUUACUGACCAGUUUACUUGUUAAAAUAAUUUGUUUUUCCUGCACUGCUUUGCCUUUGUCCAUAGAAUGUUCUCUGAAAACCCCAGUUCCUAUCAUAUUAACCAUCUAGUCUAGACUCUAUCUUAGGCAAAGAGCUACAAAUGUCAAUUUCGCUGAACAAAAGCUAGUAGUAGAAAAGCAAAGACCCAUCACUACGAGGAGUGGCUUGUAAAUAGCUCCUAAUCAAGGGCUUUCUUCUCCCAAGCACAGUUCCAACCUUGUGUCUCCUUUUAGUGUUGAUGGCAGUUGUGUGUCUGUGGCUGUGAGAUAAUGGACCACUAUUAAACCUGAUUCUCUUUGGUGCUAAGAAAGAAUGACGUGUGAACUUCCCCCAGCAUCCCCAAGCCAGUGUGAUGCCUGCAUGUGCCCCUGGCAUGUUUGACUUGUAUUUUACAGCAGUUGCCCACAGCACAGGUCCCUGCCUCAGGGGUUCAUAUGAGUGCCACCCUGUCCCACGCCACACAGUACGCCAGAGACAGCAUGGCACCCAUAUAAACCAGGGUGCAAAUCUGCUUAGGGUGGCUUAUGUCCAUUAUUUCAAACGUUUGCACAAUUUGCCACUAAAGGCUUAAGAUCAGGGUGGUUCAGUUCAGAAGGCAAUAUCAACCAUCAGCAAACAUGUCAGUUCCAAAAUAAAUUUAGUUAACAAGGAACAAACAGAUUUCUGAAUAUGCUUACAAAAUGCUUACUUAUUAUCAUUUUUAUUCUGCCAUAUGCUUUUUACUACACGUACACUUAUUUUUACACUCACUUGCAAUUAUAGCGUUCAAUAAGUUGGGGUUUCAAAAAAAGAGUGAAUGAUGUUUUUGUAUUUGUUCUCUAGCAGCUAGCAGAGCACAUAGAAGGUACUUAAAACAAGUGUGUUAGUAUAAAAGGGUAUAAAUUUCAUAUGGGGUUUAAGAAUGUGAAUAAUUUCCUUUUCAUCUUCAUUUUGCUCAAUAUUUUAAAAAAGCAUGAUUUCCUGUAUUAUUGAAGUAAGGCAAUAUAAACACGGAAACUAUAAAAUAUAUUUUUGCCUUCUACUACAUUUAGGGUAUGAAGUGAAUGAAAGCUUUAGCGCUCUUUUUUCCCUGCAUGUGAGACAACAUAUUUUGUAUUUCACUCAAGGCUCUGCCAGUAAAAAGUAAUGAAAUUGUACCUUUCUAAUGACAUCUAUGCAGCAGGGGUCUUCUGCCUUGUGGAUGGCACCAAAUUAUCCAAGUGUAUUAGCAGACUAGAGCUUUUUCCUUUAAUCCCUUCUUAUUAAUGAAGUGCAUAGUGCUGUUCCCAAGAGACUGCUGCUGACAGAUACACAGAGAAGAGAUCAGAGAGGAAAAACCAGGAAGACAUAAAUGAAUUAUACCCAGACAUGGGACAAUGCCAACUGCCUCUUCCCUGAGGAAGCGCAUACAAACACCCCCAAGUUAGAAGGGGGUCUCUAUACUGAAAAUGCAGAGUUGGUCAAAACGGUAUGAAACAGGUCUGGCUUUGUUGUUGUUGUUGUUGUUUUAAGUGUUUGAGUCUUUCUUUAAAACUUAGAGCCCCAAUUGUGAAUGUAUGUUUCUGCCAUUGAAGUUGACGUUUUCUUCCCAAAGUCCUAAGCUUUUACACUUGGAAGAAAGUAUUUUCAGGAAUCUAAAUAGUUGUUCCUGUCAUUUGACACUUUCCAUAAGUUCUCCUGAGCAUUUUCCCGCUAGAGCUCAGAGGCACGAGUUAGAGCUGCAGCCCAGUGUUAAGAUUUUACAAGAUUAGAAAUAUUUGGAAAAUAUAUAAGAUGAAAAUGAGCUGUCUGUUUUAUUGGAGGUCUGAUUCCAAAAAGCAUAGAAUAUUCUUCUAGACCGUGAACCUAGGCAACACGUGUAUUGGUUUAAACUUGACACCCAUAGGGAAAUUCCAAACUGGAACAGCAAAUUCAAAUGCUAAAAUUCAUCCUGGCAAGGCCCUUUUCGGCAGCAUGUUGACACCAUCCCCACAGAUGAACACGAGACAGAGAAAUUGCCUUUGUGACAACUGAAGAUGACAGUCUGAGCUGAGCAGACAACCUUAUCAAAAGAUGCAAAAGCCAAUAAAAAUUCUUAGCAUAUGCACUGUACAAUAUGUGAAUUCAGAACAUUUUAUACCUGAAGGUAAUUGGGUCUUCCCCAAUAUGUUUAUGGCAUGAAAAUUAUGUGGAAAAUGUGGCUCUGCUCUGGAAAGUGUAAUGUAACAAGAAUCACUUUCUUUACCUCAAAUUUUGUGAGUUUGCAUUUGUGUUUUAAUACUUUUCAAAUCACUCUGAAACAGCAUUAACUUUUGAAACCCAUGAUUCUGUGAAAUAAAUGGAAGACAUUUAAUUCAAGAAUUAAAAUCUGUGGCUACUCACUUUCCCAAAUGACUAUCAAUAGCAUGUGAAAAUAAUAACAGGUAAAUGUUAUACUGCAUGUGUAGUGAACAUUUAAUUGAAAAGCAGUUACAGUGUUACCUGUUUAUGUUGAGAAUCAAAGCGCUAAAAGCUACACCUAAUUUAUAUAACCAUUAGAAUGUAUCUCUAGAUUAUUUUCAGGAUUAAUUAAAUAAACAUGCAAUUUAUGAAUAUAUAUACAUAAUUAUUUAUCACUUUUAUGACCCAAAUCAUAAUAAAAUUGUAAUUCAUGAUAAACUAAGGAGAAUAGACUGAACAUAUGGUUAUAUUCACAGUUAUUUAUUAACUGAAAUGUUAUUCCAACAUUAGAGCUAAUGUUAAAAAGAUUUCAACUGUAAUGUCUAAUAUUUGGAAUAAACUAUUAAAAUGUUAGCAUUGUGGUUGACUUCCACAAAUCAUGUUGCAUCUUAUAGUAUUCAGCUUGUGCAAAUAAACUUUCAAAUGUUUCAAA
This is a messenger RNA of Sciurus carolinensis (gray squirrel), 5237 nucleotides long. RefSeq names its product aquaporin 4 (gene Aqp4). Gene Ontology annotation, molecular function: water channel activity. Gene Ontology annotation, biological process: transmembrane transport. Gene Ontology annotation, cellular component: basolateral plasma membrane; plasma membrane. NCBI's taxonomy places the organism in Eukaryota, Metazoa, Chordata, Mammalia, Rodentia, Sciuridae. The transcript has 5 exons. The record is from RefSeq and is a predicted model, not a curated record. Bases 104 to 1075 code for a protein of 323 amino acids.